AUGUCACUCAAUCCAAGUCGACCUUCCUCAUCAGAGUUGGUGGAACUUCAUGUUUUUUAUGUCCCUGAAGGAUCAUGGAACUAUAAGUUAAAUACAAUUUCAAUAGAAGUUGUUAACAAAUUCAUUUCAGCUGGAUUUAUAAGAGUAUCUCCUCAACUUACUUUACAAGCCCUGAGGGAGCGUCUGGGUGAGUUUCUUGGAGAAGAUGCUGUUGCAGAAAAAUUUUUAUUUCUGAAAUGCAUUGGAAAUAAUUUAGCUGUGGUGAAGGAAAAGCAAGAAUCAGAGCUGAAGCUCAGAUCAUUUGCUCCUCCAUAUGCUCUUCAACCAGAAUUAUAUUUGCUUCCUAUAAUGGACCAUUUAGGAAAUGUUUAUUCAGCUUCGUCAACAGUUACUUUAGAUGGGCGGCAGACUAAUGGUGUUGCUGAGGUUGAUGGAACAAUCCACAAACCACUUGGUGUUACUUUGUCAAAGGAAGAACCUGGAAGAGAUCCCGGUGUGUUAAAAAACACUUUGAAAGAGCUUCUUAACAAAAAUCAGAAAGAAACUGGGGGAAAAGCCACUCCAAAAGAAAACCAGGCUGUAAAAAAUCAAAUUGGAAAUUCUGAGUUGUCAAGAUCAUUGGAAGAUUCAAACACUGAUUAUUUUAGCAACAAAAAAAGUCAGUUCCUUUGGAAAAGUGGAGAUGAUAUGACUCUCAGUUUAAGACAGAACCAUCAGACUGAGUGCAUCACCCUACUAGAUCUUACUGACUUUCCUUCAUUUCCUUGUCAACCUGUUCUUUCUUCAGGAGUAACUGAUAUCUCUUCAUUACAGAUUGAGAGAGAGAAUAUUAUUGAACAAAUGAAACAAGUAAAGGAAGAAAGAAGAUAUCUGGAAAGAAUUAGAGAAGAACUAAUAAAAAAAGUUGAAAAGCUAUGUGAACAAAGCAAAUUGAAGCAAUAUCAUGCUUGUGAUGGAUGGAAGAAAAAAUACUUGGAAACAAAGAAAGUCACAGCAUCAUUGGAGGAAGUUUUAACAAAACUUCGAGAAGAUUUGGAACUUUACUAUAAAAAAUUGCUCAUGCAACUUGAAGCCAGGGAGAUCAGGAUGAGACCAAAGAAUCUGGCAAACAUCACAGACUCCAAGAAUUACCUUAUAAUCCAGAUCACUGAGGUACAGCAUGCAAUUGACCAACUUAAGAGAAAGCUGGAUACUGACAAAAUGAAACUUAUAAUAGAAGUUAAGUUCCUGGAAGUGUGCCUAGCUAGGAGCUCAACUGAUGAUUUUGUUUAUGAUGAAUCAGCCACAUCAAAAGGGAGCAUUGGCUGCUGCAAUACAUUCUGACCAGACCUGACUUUGUUCAUCAUAAGACAUCACAAAGAGAAAGUCACAAGCAUCUGCAAUUCCAGUAUAAUUAUAGCACCUUCUGUCUAUGUUCUUUGGAGACCAAGCUACAUCAAAG
Molecule: messenger RNA, 1441 nt
Organism: Cynocephalus volans (Philippine flying lemur)
Lineage: Eukaryota; Metazoa; Chordata; Mammalia; Dermoptera; Cynocephalidae
Gene: SPATA1
Product: spermatogenesis associated 1
Exons: 13
Coding region: 1-1323 (440 amino acids)
Source: RefSeq, a predicted model, not a curated record